UGGGAAUCUGGCAGCACCAUGGCCAACGAGCAAAAUCCCCCCAUUUACAUGGACAUCGCGUCCCGUGGCAACACCCUGGGCUGCAUCGUCAUGGAACUCAGGGCUGAUGUGAUCCCCAAAACUGCAGAAAAUUUCCAUGCAUUGUGCACAGGCGAGAAGGGAUUUGGUUACAAGGGCUUGGUAUUCCACAGAAUCAUUCCCGGCUUCAUGUGCCAGGUUGGUGGCUCCACAAAGAGUAAUGGCACUGGUGGGAAGCCCAUCUAUGGUGAGAAGUUUGCCGAUGAGAAUUUCCAACUGAGGCACAGGGGGCAUGGUACCUUGUCUAUGGCCAACACUGGACCAAAUACAAAUGGAUCCCAGUUCUUUAAAUGCUCUUCAGAUACUCCAUGGUUGGACGGAAAGCAUGUUGCAUUUGAUAAGGUUAUAGUGAGCUCCCAGGUUGUAAAGAAGAUGGAGAAAUUGGACAUUGAUGAUGGCAAAACUAGCAGUACUGUUAGCAUCAUUAAUUGUAGACAAAUGUGGAUGGAAUUAUAUGAUUAA
Molecule: messenger RNA, 540 nt
Organism: Carcharodon carcharias (great white shark)
Lineage: Eukaryota; Metazoa; Chordata; Chondrichthyes; Lamniformes; Lamnidae
Product: peptidyl-prolyl cis-trans isomerase-like
Exons: 1
Biological process (GO): protein peptidyl-prolyl isomerization
Cellular component (GO): intracellular membrane-bounded organelle
Molecular function (GO): peptidyl-prolyl cis-trans isomerase activity
Source: RefSeq, a predicted model, not a curated record